Molecule: messenger RNA, 2281 nt
Organism: Melopsittacus undulatus (budgerigar)
Lineage: Eukaryota; Metazoa; Chordata; Aves; Psittaciformes; Psittaculidae
Gene: METTL5
Product: methyltransferase 5, N6-adenosine
Exons: 8
Coding region: 680-1372 (230 amino acids)
Biological process (GO): rRNA methylation
Molecular function (GO): nucleic acid binding; rRNA (adenine-N6-)-methyltransferase activity
Source: RefSeq, a predicted model, not a curated record
GGUGGUAAAACAAUCGCACAGGUUGCCCAGAGAGGUGGUGGAUGAACCAUCCCCCUUAAGACAUUUAGGGCCAGGCUGGAUGUGGUCCUGGGCAACCUGAUUUAGUUGAAGGUGUCCCUGCUCAUUGCAGGGGUGUUGGACCUUUAGAGGGUCCUUCCAACCCAAACUGAUCUACGGUUCUGUGACUGCAUGACUUGUGUUGAGGUUCCUUUAGGGCAGGGAAUACUGGGCAGUAUGUCUCUCCCUCCGGGAUUACAUGAGAAAACUAAGUAAACCGGUUUCUUUUCUCUCGGUGAUUGUCCUUUCCACUGAGGAGACCGAAGCCCAUUUCGAUGCUUUUUUUCCCUAGCUGCCCCCACUGGCUUGGGUGCUGGGGAAGUGGGCGGGGACAGGCCUUGGAGAGCAGGCUUUUCACAGUCGCCGAGCAGCGGUGUCACUUCGGGCUGCAAUAAACUGUGUUAUGUCUAUGACACACGUUAGUCAACGCCAACGUUUGUUAAUUACAAAAAGGGAAAGUUCUGUAGCCCUCCAUUCCCGCAGCAACCCGGAAGGGGGCGGGCGCUCCGCGGCGGAAGUGCGCGGCGGCGCUCGGGCCGGCCCCGCAGUUCGCUCCGCCGGGCCAGCGGUGACUACAGGCGGCAUGAGGCUGCGGCCGGUGCGGUGCAGGUAAACUACAAACAUGAAGAAAUUAAAGCUUAAAGAACUAGAAAGCUGUCUUCAACAAGUUGAUACUUUUGAAAAUCCAAAACUACUCCUUGAACAGUAUCCAACAAGACCUCAUAUUGCAGCAUGUAUGCUUUAUACAAUUCACAAUACUUUUGAUGAUAUUGAAAACAAAACAAUUGCAGACUUAGGAUGUGGUUGUGGCAUGCUCAGCAUUGGAAGUGCAAUGUUAGGAGCAGGGUUCAGUGUGGGGUUUGACAUUGACGCAGAUGCACUGGAAAUAUUUAAUAGUAAUAUUGAAGACUUUGAGCUCACGAACAUCAACAUGGUUCAGUGUGAUGUCUGUUCUUUAUCUGACAGCAUGUCAGAGACUUUCGACACAGUUAUUAUGAACCCUCCUUUUGGUACCAAGCAUAAUAAAGGAAUUGAUAUGAUUUUUCUGAAAACUGCAUUACAGAUGGCAAAAACAGCUGUAUAUUCCCUUCACAAAACUUCAACACGGCAGCAUAUUCAAAAGAAAGCAGAUGAAUGGGAUGUGAAGAUGGAAGUCAUAGCAGAACUUAGAUAUGACUUACCAGCAUCAUACAAGUUCCAUAAGAAGAGAUCACUCUCACAGCGCACCACUUGCCCAUCAGCCUCACUCCGGGUACCAAAAUACUCAGAACCAGCAACCUGCUUUACACAUAAGGAGGCUCAGCUCUACUGCUAAGAAGAAAUGAUGGAGUCUGUCCUUAGCAGUAUAAACCCAAACUGUAGGAGUGUAAAACAACACAAAGCCUGGCACAAGUCCUCCAGAUUACAGCUACCACCAGGAAAAGUUUUUCUAAAAAGCACCCAUUUGGCUGCAAUUAACAAACUGAAGGCAAGAUUUAGAAAGGCUUGAGCUUUCCAUACAUGGAAUCAGUUCAGACACUGACCAACCUCUAACCUAUUUAAAAUAAAACAGAAGGAGCCUUCUAAUUUAAGAGAACCUCUAGUCUUGCUGCACAUGCUCACUUCAGGCUCCUUAGCCCUGUCAUUUGGCACAAGCUAGUCUGGAUCCAGCUUCCAGGAAGAUCAAUAGCUUUCAGUUGCUGUGCAGCAACAUGGACUGAUAAAAAGCUACCUCCACAAGAACAGGCAUAGUCUGAACAUGCAAAAUCCCAUGUAAGAUUUUAUUUUAAGUGCUUUCUUAGACCACCCUGACUUGUUCCUUUGAUGUGCCAACAGUCUGCAUGAGAACCACUCAAGAUGAAAACAAGUUAAAAUAAUGCAAGUAGAUAUGUGAUUUAAAUUAUAAAUGGAAAAUGACAGUAGUCAAGCCCUGUAAUUAGAAGAAUUUGAUGCCACACCGUAUUAGCUAAAUCACCCCAGAAAAACUCUCCAGUUAAUUUCAGUCUUACCAGCCACUUAGUUUCAAGGUCUGGACAAAGCCUAGUUGCAGGCUAACUGCUUUUACUGUUACUGUAAUAGAAUGAAAAGCUUAAUUAAAAAUAAAAGGUUCCCCAAUAAAGUCACACGAACUGUUACUCAUCCCAUGCCGUGUGCGAGAACCUGCAUGUAAAAGGCCUGGGCCUUCUGACCAAAUUCUUGUAUCAAAUUGCAGCAUUUUAUUCAAGCCAAGGAUUAAUUGCCACCA